Effrenium voratum is the source of this 2073-nucleotide messenger RNA. Lineage: Eukaryota; Dinophyceae; Suessiales; Symbiodiniaceae. The record is from the annotation of a GenBank genome assembly.
AGGCUCUCCGGCUCAGAAGGCGGGGGCGGUGGUAACACCGCACGCCUUGCGAGUUUUUUUUUCGGCCCCAAUGCCGAUUCCGCCGCGCGAAGCCUUUUACCCUUCUGCCAAGCAGAUGGGCGAGGCAUCCGCGUUGCAGGCUCCGAGCGAUCUUCCGCAUGUGGCUGCGAAGAUGCUUGGUGAGAUGGAGCAGCUCGAUGGUGUAGACACUGCCAACAGGCCCCUCCCGCCGCCAAUGGACAUGCCGCGGAUGGUUAGCGACUUGUCGGAGCCCAUUUCGGGCAUGCCAGACUGCAAGGAUGAGAUGCUGGAAGCCACGGAGAAAGUGGAUCGGUUCGCCAAGGUGCACUUCCGCGCCAUGGUCUUCAUCAAGUUCCUGGGGCUUCUCGCCUUGGCCUCCCUGCUGGCGGUGGAGUGGGUCUCGGAGGUGCGGACCAGAGAGGCGGAGCGCGUGACUGAGCUGUCCGGCCUGGGUGAGGACGUGCAAUUGUACGACCUGGUUCUGACCAGCAGCGCGCGGUUCCUCGUGCUCACCGGGGAUGUGACGCACCGGGAUAUGUACUGGUCCAAGGUGGAGCCUUUGGAGCACGCCCUGAACGAGAUCAAGUUGAAGGCGCCCGAGAUCUCGGCGGAGUUUGACGGGUUGACGGUGGAGGCCAAUGACAAGCUCAUUGCGCUGGAGGACCAGGCCUUCCAGUUGGCUUCCAGCGGCAACCUCUCCGCUGCCCGCGAGCUCAUGUUCGGUGCGGAGUACAAGAGCAACAAGGAUCAUCUGCUGCAUGGUCUGAGUGUUUUGGAUGGCCUUCUGGAAGAGUCUCGGCAGAGCCAGCGGCGGACGCAAGAAUGGUGGACCUACUUGAGCACUGUAUUGGUCUUGGUGGCCUUCUGCUCCGAGCUGCUCUUGGUUGUGCUGGUGCAUCGUCUGGAUCGGCGCUUGGAGCUGCUCUCGAUUUCCGCGGAUGUGCAAAAAAGCAGGUACGAGCUCCAGAUGCGGAAAGGUCUGCUGACAACGGCGCAGGCGACGCUGAGCAUUGUGAAGAUGAAGGUGGACCAGAGCAUGUUGAGGAGCUUAACCGUGCCCCACUUUAGCGACGACCACCAGCCCCGCUUGCUCAUGCGGCGAAGGCUCUACGUGCUGUCCAUGAUGGCGGAAGGUUUGGCCCUCUGCGGCUUUGCCAUCCCAGCCACGCUCACGCUGAUCGCUUUGAACUCGGUGUCCCAGACACAACCCAUUCAGCAGCUCAUCUUGCACGCCAAGGCGACGGAGUACUACGACUUGGCGCUCACCUCCAGCGCCCAGCUGUGUGUCCUCACCGGGGAUGGCAACUGGUCCAAGGCCUACGACGACUUUGUGGCGCCCAUGGAUGCCACUCUGCUGGGCCUCUCCGAGGUGGCGCCGCAGAUCGCGGCGGACUUCGCCAGCAGCACCGCGGCGGCCAACACCGCCCUCAUCGACAUGGAGACGCUGGCGCUGAGCACUUGCGUUACUGCGCCCGAGCAGGGCAGGGCCCUGCUCUUCAGCCCGGAAUACACCGGAAACAAGACCUUGCUCUUGAGUGGCAUUUCCACCAUCACCUCUGCAGCUGAGACAGCCUUGGCGAACCUCCAGGAUUCGCAGGAGGAGCACGAGAACACCGCACGCAUCCUGCUGAUCGUCAGCACCUUUCUCAUCGUCGCCGCGGACCUCUGCACCGUGGUCAUCGCUGCCUGGAUGGAGGCCUUGUCCGUGAGCGUCCAGGAGGGUGAUGGCAUCGAGACGGAGCGGAGAUUCGUAGACAACCUGCUGAAGUUGAUUCAGGUGACCUGGAGCAUGGAAAAGGAGGAAGCCAGGCGGUUAGAUGCGUCUCGAUCUUUGCCCGUACAAGACAUCGAGGAGGAAACGCGCUGCGAUGCUGAAGAAGGAUUUCAUUAUUGUUCCGCAUAGUCAACCGUCACGCUGAGCUUGCCUGCCGGAUUGGCAGAUUGCCAACUAGAUCGAAUUGGUUUUGAAGUUCCCUCGAUGAAAUCGGGGCGAACAGUGCAUUCUUGCCCCAUUGGGCUCUUUUCAGCACAAGGUCGAAACCAAGGGGGAUG